UUUCAAGUUAAUAUCAUAACUGCCUGUCUCUCUAACUUGCACCUAUGACCUAACAAAUGGAAAUGAAUUUUCAUUUUCCCUCGAUAGCCCCCAAAUUCAAAACCAACCUUCCUCCUUCUAGGCUUCUAUUCCAUUCCCGGAAGCAAGUUCUCAUGGCAUUCCUGUAAAUUCAAAGAGAAUCAAUGGCAGAUUCAGAGUUAGAUAUAAAUGCCUUCAGCGUAAGGAUCGUCACCAUCGACCACUACAUGGCUCCGCCGAUCCAUGGCCUUCAUAUCUCUUAUAGUACCUUCCAAGGUGGGAAAGUGAGUGAGGUUCCUGUUAUAAGAAUAUAUGUUUCUACACCGGCUGGUCAGAAGACUUGCUUGCACGUCCAUGGGGUGAUGCAUACACAUGCUGUAUCUCUUGCUCUUGAGAAAGCUUUGAAGGCAUGCUUGGUUGCAACAGGUUUUGUUCUAACCUCUGUGCUGUUUGUAAUUGGUCUUUCUGGAAUUCAUUGCCAAUCCUGUAGCUUAAAGGUAAUGCUGGUUCAAAGCAACAUCAUGAAUGUGGUUGCAGCCUUGUCUGAGCAAGGAUAUUUUAUGUUUACCAUUCAUCUGAAGAGCUUUUUGUGA
Molecule: messenger RNA, 611 nt
Organism: Quercus robur (English oak)
Lineage: Eukaryota; Viridiplantae; Streptophyta; Magnoliopsida; Fagales; Fagaceae
Product: DNA polymerase zeta catalytic subunit-like
Exons: 4
Coding region: 183-611 (142 amino acids)
Biological process (GO): error-prone translesion synthesis; double-strand break repair via homologous recombination
Cellular component (GO): zeta DNA polymerase complex; nucleus
Molecular function (GO): DNA-directed DNA polymerase activity
Source: RefSeq, a predicted model, not a curated record